AUUUAUAUGGCAUUAGGUGCGAGCUCUGUGGAUAUGGAUCGCUACGCUCGCAAGAUCGAAAACGUCGAGUACGCCCUCAACAAUACACUGCCGACUUCCUACGGGCUUGCCUACCGGCGGUGGCUUCUGGAGUACUGGACUGUACAUGGCGUAAACACCCGCCUGCCGGUCGAAAUCACCCACAUGAUUAUGGAAUACCUCUCCAACAGCUACAUCAGAAGAAUCGAAAAUCAUGUGCUGCAUGAGCUUGGGUACUAGAGUCGGGUUGGUGAUGAGUUUCAGGGAACUGGAUGUAAGAGGAUUCUUUGGAUUGGCGUGCUGGCUUCCUGUUUGACGCUCAAAGCAUGGGGUGUCCUUUUCCUGUGUUGUACGCUCCUUCUGGUUGAUGUUGAGAUCAUGUGGUUGUCUAUUGUCGUCGUUUUGGUUCUGUUUGCCCUUGUAAUCGCAACUGUCUUCAUUGAUAUGUGCUUUGCUGCAGCUAUGUUUCAGUUUUCUUUGAGAUAUUUGAGUGUUGUGCUUGGCGUGAUGCCCGUUGUUUGCAACACUUAAUGCGAUGGACGUUCAAUGUGGCUAGUCCCAUUGGUGUUAAGUUUAAGCUGCC
Thermothielavioides terrestris NRRL 8126 is the source of this 601-nucleotide messenger RNA. RefSeq lists its product as uncharacterized. The coding region runs from base 34 to 258 and encodes 74 amino acids. The record is from RefSeq and is a predicted model, not a curated record. NCBI's taxonomy places the organism in Eukaryota, Fungi, Ascomycota, Sordariomycetes, Sordariales, Chaetomiaceae. The transcript has 2 exons.